GACCAGGUUGCAGCCAGCAGCCAUGUGGUUUCUGCUGAUGGCGCGAAGUGGUCGACCGCGUCUCGGGACCCAGGUCUGUGGGCCUGGCUGAGGUCCAAGGCCUCGUCCGUGCGGCGCAAGCUGGGUCACCCUCCUGGAGGAGGACUUUCGCGCAUAAAGAGAAAGUGGCGCGGCGGAGCAGACAUUGAUGAACUUCGUCAACAAACCACGACAGCCUACUUCCGUCCUGUUGGUGUCAACCAAAAUGCUCGAUUUCGGGCGUCGCUCGCCGAGCAAGCGUGUCGCCGUGUGAGGAAAGCAGAAGAUCAACAUGAACAAGACUUCAUAGUAGCGAGCCGCCCGGCCCUCAAGUUAGUGGUUUCAGUCCAGGAUCUCCGCUUUCUGACAAGGGACUCCAAAGACGUAGACCUGCCCACCGCGUCGCUGGAGGACGAGAGCAAACAAGCUUUCGUGGUGAUUCGAGUGGGGCAGUUCGCGGAAGUUUGCGCGCGCAUCUGGGGAAGUCAACAACAACCGUCGGCAGGAGAAGUGUGUCUAUGGUCCGACAUCGACGACCCCGACCUACAAAUCUAUUUUGAGGCCUGGCGUGGCGGUCGGUGUCGUGCAACGGUGGGAAUUCCGCUCCGGACGCUCGGGCGCAACCGGAAAGCGAGGCACCGAUGGCUGCUGAAAAACACGGAGAGCAUUCGACAGCACGGCGUUUCUCGCGAGAACCUUGCCGUGGCCGAACUUCGCUGCGCGGUGGUGGUGUGGCACCCACUCUCUCACUUGUUCAAACCCCUGCCCCGGCAUCGGCUGAUGCAGCAGCGAGCACUCCGAGUACAGAACGCGCUGAUGCGAACACGUAUUCUUGACAAAGAGGAGAUUGACCGGAUAAAGCACUUUUUCAAACGGGGAGAGGCCUUGGCGAAGCGGAUGAAGCGUAGUUCGGAACGGUGGAAACGUAUUGAGCGGUGGGAAGACCCAGCGUUUAGUUUGGUGGUUCUCGCAUUGUUGCUCAUGCAUAUUUUAUGCUCCCUGGAAUUUUCUGUGGUCCUCGUUUUCCUUUACCUUUGCUGCAGCCAGCUCCAGUGGCCGACCUCGCCCAAGCCUCUUUCCGCACCAGGGCAAGUCCAGCUCGGUCAACACACCAGGAGCAACAGCAUAUCUCAUCUGCUCAAGAAUGAUGGACGCAAGGACUUGCCCCAAAAGGAUGACGUCCUGCAGAAACCCUGCUCACGAAUGUUGACUACGCAGAUUUGCUCCGGCACGGCAGCCGAUAUCUCAAGGAGAAUCGUUCGAUCGGAUCAUGAUGGCACUGGCACCAGGUUGGGUAGAACCAUUGAAAGUGGGCGGAUGGCGAAAGCCAAAACCAUCGCAGUGUUGCCCAGUCCACGCCACGAAGAUUACCAGGGUCAUAAAACUCUACCUCGACUAGCGCAUGCGGCAACAGCGGUUCCAAAUUUUCAUGCCGGAACAGCAGGAAGGAAAAACCUAGAAGCCACCUACUUGACCGGCCCUAAUGGUGCAAAUCACUGUCUUGCGGGGUGCCGCGUAGAGCAAGAAGAAGAAGGAGGCAGUGAGCACCAGAUGAGUGUCAACAUACGCAAAAACUCGCCAAAUGACAAGAAAGGCACCGGUUUGCUCGCAGCGCCAAGACGCAAAGACCUUGAAGCCACGACAAGACCGAAGAUGACCAGAAGCAACGCCGUCGCGGCGGGCGGAGAAAGAACACACUUCGCUCAUGAUCGGUCAGCUGCCGCGCUAGUCGCGCCGGCUGGGCUGCGACAGGUUGUGUCAGGUAUAGAUGCUGAUCUUCCAGAAAGCAUCCCGACGACAAAACUGGAAAAGAAAGGCUGGUGGUUGGACGCUUUGCUCGCGACUGGAGCAGCAGGUGCUGCAGCAGUACUAUCUCCGUCAUCUGCUUGUAAGAACAGCAACUGGACCGCAACGCAAAGGUCUGACUCUGAGCGCGUCUUCCUGGCGAGUCUUGUAGUUCC
Molecule: messenger RNA, 1979 nt
Organism: Amoebophrya sp. A120
Lineage: Eukaryota; Dinophyceae; Syndiniales; Amoebophryaceae
Source: the annotation of a GenBank genome assembly